GAAAAAAAACAUGGUUGUCUCUCAAAAGUUUUUGAUUUCUUUCCUUUGAUCCGCAUUAUCCGUAGAUCAGUCUAGUCCCGCACACAAUAACCAUAUCGAAACAGAGUACGUUUUCAAUGGUAGUAUUUGAGUUGUCAAUGUUCAGGUUUUGGAAGAGGCCAUCCAAUCCCAAAGGAGGUCCGGGAGAUAUAGAGGUUGGUCUCGCCGCCGCCGGCGGCUACUCAAAUGAUGAUGUUGCCGUUCCACACCUUCCUGAAGAUCUUGGUGGUGGCUCUGUCCCUGAAGCUGAGUCAGGCGAUUUGGAAGCCGGUCUUGUUACUACUGAUCUCCCGAGCUCGUGGAGGAGGGGUACGUUGAAGAGAGUAUCUCGCGCGUUGGCGUUUUAUCGAGUGAUAAGCGAUAUGUUGAGGAGGAACACAACAUCUGAUGACCAAUCACUUGUACAACAUGAUGAUGACGACCAAGAAGCAGAGCAAUCAGCAAACGAACCUUCAACUUCUGGCGGAUUUGGGAUUGGAUUGGACGAACUCGUUCAACUUGUCAAAGAUGGUGGUAGCCUUGAAGCUUUGAAUCGAUAUAAUGGGGUUCAUGGGUUAACAACUCUGCUCAAGACUGAUCUAAAAUCGGGCAUAGAUCCUUGUGUGGAUGAGAUACAGCAUCGCAGGAACACUUUUGGGUCUAAUACAUACCCUUCCAGAAAGGGAAAGAGAUUCUGGUGCUUUCUCUGGAGAGCUUGCAAGCUUUCUCAUUUCCUGGUUAUCUUCCUUGCUCAAGUAAUUCUUUCACUGCUGCGAGUUAACACAAAGGGUAUCUUCGAUGGAUGGUACGUAGAAGCUUGCAUCAUUUUGGCCAUUCUUCUUUACAUCAUUGUGAGAGCUAUCAUCGAGUACAAGCAGUCUCGUCAGUUUGAAAUCUUGAGAAAGGAGAAGAGAAACGUACACCUAGAGGUUAUUAGAAGUGGCAGAAGAUUCUUGGUUUCUAAUUAUGAUAUUGUUGUGGGCGAUAUUGUACCCCUCAAGAACGGUGGUCAGGUACCUGCAGAUGGUGUCCUGUUUGUUGCAAACUCAUUGAUAGUUGACGAGCAAGAAAUAACUGGCUCAGACGAAUAUGUUCAAAAAGAUCUCCAAAGAAAUCCGUUCCUGUUAUCUGGCUCAAAACUGAUAGAUGGCAUAGGUACAAUGCUGGUUACAAGUGUUGGAAUGAACACUGCAUGGGGGUUUAAGAUGGAGAUUCCACAAGAGACAGACGAAGAAAAGCCUUUUCAGGGAUACCUGAAAUGGCUUGCGAUUUCUGCCAGCUGGUCCUUCGUUUUGUUCGCUUCAGUUGCCUGUAGUGUUCGAUUAGGCCGAUACUUUAGUGGUUGGACCAAAAAAUCAGAUGGAACUCCAAUGUUUAUUUAUGGAAUCACUACUGCUGAUGAAGCAACAGAAUUUGUGAUCACAUCCCUGAGUUUUGGGAUUGCUACGAUAGUAGUGGCAGUGCCUUUUGGACUUUCUAUAGCCGUUCGCUUGAACCUUGCAAAGACAACGAGGAAAAUGAUGACCGACAAACUUUUGGUGCAAUCACUCUCUGCAUUUGAAAGAAUGGGAUCUGUUACAACUAUAUUGUGUCAUCAAACUGGAAUUUUAACUUUGAAUCAGAUGUCUGUGGUUGAUGUCUGGGCUGGAGGAAUGAGAAUGCAAGAUAUGGAUAAUGUUUCACAGUUGCCCCCGUUUCUUAAAGAACUAAUCAUAGAAGGCAUUGCCCAAAACACAAAUGGCAGUGUUGUUUUUGAAACGGGAGUCACUGAACCAGAGCUUUAUGGAUCACCAACAGAACAAGCUAUUCUUAGCUUUGGGAAUAAGUUGGGAAUGAAAUUCAAUCAUGCUAGGUCAGCAUCAUUAGUCCGUCAUACUAUACCAUUCAGCCCAAAAAAGAAAUAUGGAGGCGUGGCACUACAGAUUGGUGCACACGCCCACGCUCAUUGGAAAGGAUCUGCAAAAACUAUUCUGAGUUCAUGUGAAAGGUAUAUGGAUGGGGCCAAUAACCCCAGAGGCAUUGAUGAUGAGAAACGAAAGUUUUUUGAAGGAACAAUUGAAGAGAUGUGCAACAAAGGAUUGCGUUGUGCAGCACUUGCUUAUCAACCUUGUGAACUGGAAAGUCUUCCAACAACCAUUAAGGAACCUCGAAACCUUGUUUUGUUGGCUAUUAUUGGUAUAAAGGAUCCUUGCCGGCCAGGCACAAGGGAUGCGAUCCAACUGUGCAAUUCCGGAAGUGUUAAGGUUUGCAUGGUGAUGGACUAUGACGUUUUGACUGCACAAGCAAUAGCAAUUGAAUGCGGGAUACUGACAGAUGCAUCUGGCCGUAAUAUAAGGACAGGAGCCCAAUUCCGUGAACUAACCGAUCCACAAAGAGAGCAGAUCGCCGGAGACAUCUUAGUGUUUGCUCAAUCUUCUCCCGACGACAACCUUCUGCUUGUCCAAGCACUGAAGAAAAGAGGGCAUAUAGUUGCAGCCACUGGGAUGGGAAUACAUGAUCCAAAGACACUACGCGAGGCUCAUGUUAGCCUUGCAAUGGGAGUUGGAGGGACCGCAGCAGCAAAAGAGAAUUCCGAUAUCAUUAUACUAGAUGAUAAUUUUGCUACGAUUGUCAAGUGUAUCAUAUGGUCUCGAUCUCUAUACACCAAUGUCCAGAGAUCUAUCCUAUUCCGGCUCACUGUCAGUGUAUCAGCAUUGGCUAUCUGUGUGGUUGAGGUUGUAGUUUAUGACGCAUUUCCACUUAACGUCGUGCAGUUUCUGUGGCUUAAUCUUGUUAUCGACAUCUUAGGAGCAUUAGCGUUGGCAUACAGACCAAGUUCUGGUCACCACUUAAUGGGAAAGCCACCGGUUGGUAUAAGAGAUCCUCUUAUAACCAAGGCGAUGUGGUCCAAGUUGAUAAUACAGGUAAUUUACCUAGUGCUGUCGCUGGUACUCAUAAAUUCUGAGAAGCUACUGAAGCUGAAGCAUGGUCAUACCGGCAAUGCGGAAAAAGUGAUGAACACAUUUGUAUUCAAUUCCUUAGUCUUCUGCCUGGUUUUUAAUGAGUUUGAAAUCCGAAGUGUAGACCAAACCUUCAAACAAAUCCUUAGAGAGAAUAUGUUUCUCGUUACAAUAACCUCAACUAUCAUCUCUCAGAUAAUCGUAAUAGAGUUGGCAGGCUUUUUAAGUUCUUCCACCAGGCUUGACUUGAAAAAAUGGGUGACGACAAGUCUUUUGGGAUUGCUCAGCCAAGUCGCCAAUCGCUACCCUUACCCGGUCAACCAAUAUUACCGUAACUGAAAUGUAUCUUGCCAUAUAGGCGCAAUUACUGUCACUUUCUGAAGCAUUGCUCUAGCGUUGGAUGCUUAGCAGGCUGUUGUUCUCCGCGUGCAUGUGCGUGGGAGCUUAAAUAAUGGUUAUUAUUGUGCUGUGUAUGUAUCAUAGUACAGUUAAUUCAGUCAAUUCAUUUCCUCUCCAAGCUAUAUGUAGUGUGAAAUGUAUCAGAAUCAACCAUUCCUCCUAGGUUUACCGCUAUAGGUGGGUCAAAUCAAUAGCACUACGACAAUCCGAACUGGUUA
Molecule: messenger RNA, 3574 nt
Organism: Arabidopsis lyrata subsp. lyrata
Lineage: Eukaryota; Viridiplantae; Streptophyta; Magnoliopsida; Brassicales; Brassicaceae
Product: calcium-transporting ATPase 8, plasma membrane-type
Exons: 34
Coding region: 117-3296 (1059 amino acids)
Biological process (GO): calcium ion transmembrane transport
Cellular component (GO): membrane; intracellular membrane-bounded organelle
Molecular function (GO): ATP binding; P-type calcium transporter activity; ATP hydrolysis activity
Source: RefSeq, a predicted model, not a curated record